UUCAAGCAAUAGUAGAGUAUCUAUAGUUCCUGAUAAUUGUCUGUCACACACACACCCAUACACACACACACACACACAGGGGGGCGCGCGCGCGCGCUUGAAAUGUCAUCAAGGAACGAGCUCACCCGGGUCUUGAAGACUGGAAACUGCUCGCCGUUCUACAUCCGCCGCCGCAGCAUCGAAAUCGGGUGCAACCCGACCACACCGCCCGACAACUGCAACGCCGCACAGAUCCGUUUGUCAUUGGCCACACUGCUCCGACCUGCUGGAAGCUGCUCCUCUCACAUGGUGCCUCAAAGCACCAAUCAUCUGCUAAACCUCAGAGAACUUUCACAUUUAUUGUGACUAUGAGUGAAACAAACCAGUGUUCAAGGUUAUGUCCUACUGAAGUGACGUCUUUAACACAUUCAAAGCUUUUUACCAACGUUACCUAUUCCAUUACACUUGCCUUUGUCUUUAACAAACAGUGACAUAACCCCACUUUUUGACUUCCCUUCAAAAGCAUUCAAAUAUUUAAACCCGCACAACUGUCAUUCUUUUCUCAUUUCGCUUUGUUUCAAUCUACCGCGUGCUUUUCAUUCUACCUCUGAUAUUUAACAUGGUGGAACAAUACAAAGACAAUGCGGGAACUUGUAUUGGGUUCAACCUGUCCCAAAAGACGGCAACUGCCUUUACAGUGCCCUCGCACACCAGUUAUAUGGCUUAACGCCACGGAACUCGCUCUUCCCGGUUUAUCGAGACCUACUCCGCGCCAAUGCCAUACGUGAACUUCGGAACCGUCCAGAUCUUUACCAGGAUACUCUGGAAAUAUACGCUGCUGAUGUUCCCGGGAACUCUCCUCUUGAUCAUAAAGUGAAACUUUUUCUUCGCAAGCUUGAAGCCCUUGGUAGUUGGGGAGGAGAGGAGAGCAUCGUUGCACUUUCAAAUUUCCAUUCAACCAGAAUCUACAUCCACCAGAACAAUGCCACGCUUUCCUACUUCCCCACGGUUGCAGAGCCAACUACCGAGUGCCACAUCUUGUAUCGAGGAUCUCGCAACCAAAGAAACCACUAUGACAGCGUCUACUGUGUGCGUCGAGCAUCCAGCAUCCUGACGGCCCCGGUCGGCAGAAGGGUUGAAAUAAUCCGACCUACUGAUCGUUCCCCCCAAUUGGAGGUGUGCACAUUGAAAGAUGAUCAGGCGUCUCUCAUGAGCGCCGUGCUACACCAACUCACGCGAACGGAAGUUGGAGAAGAUACCUGCAGCAACCUUCGCUGCCUGAUUGCCGAUGAGAUUGUCCAUCUGGAACCGGCCGUCCUGACCUCACUCGGAAUACCUAUCGACAACGAAUCCUUGCAAACGUUUAUCUUCCGCUUGAAGACCGGCCUUCAGAAUGGUGGUGUCGCGUCCCUCGUUCUGCUCUCUUCGCUACUAGGUGUGACCAUCUACCUGUACAGAUACAACCAGGAUACGCUACGAAUGAACCCCGCUGAUCAAGCUGGUUCUGCUGCCGUUCACAUUUAUGAGCACAUUGCGGAUGAUAGUUCGACCUUCAGUAGUGUGCUUCGAAUCGUCCCAGACCAACCUCGUCUACCUCAAGUUCCCGAGACAACAUCAGACGGUAAAAACCCCAUCAUAAUUGCUGACAAUAUCUCGCGCACCGAAUUUGCGGGCACUCCGCAAAGUGUCCACUCGAGUAUGACCAUUCCAUCGCACCAGGGCCUCCGCUUAGGAUCCCUUAACGUUAACGGAUGCCGGGUCUCCGCCAAGCGUGACGAAAUAGACGCCCUCUUGGUCAGCCAUAAAGUUCACGUUGCUGUCCUGCAGGAGGUGAAUCUACCGUGCGGGGAGGCUCUUUCCGAUCAUUACCAUUGGCAUAUGGGAGAACCCGCUCGGAACAAAAGACGAGGACUUGCCAUUCUUGUGCACCGAGAUUACCCGAUAGCGAUAUGGCAUAAAAAGAAUCAAGGCAGCAACAUCCAGUAUGCGCAACUAGUCUACCAGGUGAGGAUCGCCAUUGAUAAAAUUGACCUUCUUAAUCCUAAUUGUAACUCACUCAAAGACAGAUGACGCUUCCUGUUAUUUGGACUUGGUAAAUGUCCACGGCCCCAACCAGAACAGCGCC
Molecule: messenger RNA, 2104 nt
Organism: Culex quinquefasciatus (southern house mosquito)
Lineage: Eukaryota; Metazoa; Arthropoda; Insecta; Diptera; Culicidae
Exons: 2
Coding region: 1189-2049 (286 amino acids)
Source: RefSeq, a predicted model, not a curated record